Molecule: messenger RNA, 1494 nt
Organism: Stylonychia lemnae
Lineage: Eukaryota; Ciliophora; Spirotrichea; Sporadotrichida; Oxytrichidae
Source: the annotation of a GenBank genome assembly
AUGGAGUACAAACCGGACAUUGUCAUUAAAAAGGCAACUAUGAUUAGAAAGAACUUCAAUGACAUCAAUCAGGUCUACAAUUUCGAGAAGGGUGUAUGUCACAAUAUUUUAAAUGAAUUCAAUAAUCUUAAUAAAUAUCCAUAGAAACUCGGAAGUGGGUCAUACGGAGUGGUGCAUAGGGGUAUUCAUCAAGUAACUGGCUAAGAAAGAGCUAUCAAGGUUAUUCCCAGAGCUAAAAUUAAGAACAUGGACAGGUUCAAAACUGAGGUCAAGAUUCUUCAAACUUUGGUAAAUAUAAGCACAACUUUUAAUACAUUCUAGGAUCAUCCAAAUGUCAUCAAGCUUUUUGAAUAUUUUGAGGACGAUACAAAUGUAUAUCUUGUAAUGGAAGUUUGCAGUGGCGGAGAGUUGUUUGAGAGAAUUAUUGAGAAAGAAUACUUCUCAGAGAAAUAUGCUGCUUAGGUUUUUAAACAAAUCUUAGAAGCUAUAAAUUACUGUCAUAAUAAUGGAGUUUGCCAUAGAGAUUUAAAACCAGAGAACUUCUUAUAUGAAAAUAAAGACGAUAGCUCAGACGUUAAAAUUAUUGACUUUGGUCUCUCUAAGAUCUUAGAUGGUGGUUCAAAACACGCACUUUAAAGAAUGAAGACCAAAGCAGGAACUCCUUAUUAUAUUUCCCCAGAAGUAUUGACUGGAAACUAUGAUAUUUCUUGUGAUAUGUGGUCAGCUGGGUGUAUUCUGUACAUUCUGCUAUGCGGUUACCCUCCAUUUUAUGGUGAUGAUGAUCAGGAAAUUUUGCGCAUGGUUAAAAGAGGAGAAUUCGAUUUCGAUGGGGAGGAAUGGGAAGAUGUUUCCAAUGAUGCCAAAGAUUUAAUAAAGAAACUUAUUUGUAAACCUGAGAGAAGACUGACUGCAGGAGAAGCUCUUCAACACACAUGGAUUAGGACUCUCGCCAAAAACAGCAAAGUUGAAAGACUUACAAAGCUAAAUCUUGAUUCUUUGAAGAAAUUCUAGCAUCAUUAAAAACUUAAGCAGGUAGCGCUUACAGCUAUUGCAGUUCAUAUAAACCCAAAGGAUAUUAAACAACUCAAAGAUAGUUUCAAAGCUCUAGAUAAAAAUGGAGAUGGGUGUUUGAAUCUGGAAGAACUUAAAUUAGGGUUGAGUGAUAUGAAAAACGGAGAGGAAAUAUUAGCAUUGAUGUAGGCUGCUGAUACAGACAAGAGUGGCACAAUCAAUUAUACAGAAUUUAUUGCUGCAACAUUAGAUGCUUAGGUAUUUAUGAGAGAAGAAAAUCUAAGAAACGCUUUUAUGAUGUUCGAUACUGAUCAAAGUGGGAAAAUUGAUGCCAAAGAAAUCAAACACCUUCUAGAGGGCGAUGAUUUUAAGGACUAGGUUAGUUCGGAUUAAUUAUCCUAAGUCCUCUAAGAUGUUGAUGUAAAUGGCGAUGGAGAGAUCGAUUUUGAAGAAUUUUUGACGAUGAUGAGGAAAAUUAUUUGA